AUGAAAAAUGUUCAUUUAUUUAUUGCUCUGCUUCCUAAACCUCUCCUUUUUCUAUUUUUCUCUCUUUUACAGAUCGCAGCACUAGAGCGUCAAGUCUUUGACUUCUUGGGCUACCAAUGGGCUCCAAUUUUGGCUAAUUUUCUACACAUCAUCGCUAUCAUACUAGGCCUGUUCGGCACUUUACAGUACAGGCCGCGCUAUGUCAUUGCGUAUGCCAUCUGGGCUUCUGUGUGGGUGACCUGGAAUGUAUUCCUUAUCUGCUUCUACCUGGAAGUUGGCGAUCUGUCCAAGGACAGCGAUCUUCUGACGUUCCACGUGUCUCAGCACCAGUCGUGGUGGAGUGAACAUGGACCCGGCUGUGUCAGGAAGGAGGCCCCUGUAGCUGGCAUGGCCGGCCUGGAGAGCCACUCUUACGUAUCGGUGGUGGGAUGUGCCAUAGAGUACCAGUAUAUUGAGGUCUUACACAGCGCCACCCAGAUCUUGCUGGCGCUCCUUGGCUUUGUGUACGCCUGUUAUGUGACCAGCGUCUUUACAGAAGAAGAGGACAGCUUUGAUUUCAUUGGUGGAUUUGAUCCAUUCCCCCUCUACCAUGUCAAUGAAAAGUCCAGUCACCCGCUGUUCAAGCAGAGCUAUUUGUAAGUAUAA
Messenger RNA from Staurois parvus, 645 nucleotides. The record is from the annotation of a GenBank genome assembly. NCBI's taxonomy places the organism in Eukaryota, Metazoa, Chordata, Amphibia, Anura, Ranidae.